Molecule: messenger RNA, 714 nt
Organism: Phragmites australis (common reed)
Lineage: Eukaryota; Viridiplantae; Streptophyta; Magnoliopsida; Poales; Poaceae
Exons: 2
Coding region: 1-714 (237 amino acids)
Source: RefSeq, a predicted model, not a curated record
AUGGGGAAGGAUAAAAGAGCAUUCCCUCUUUCCGAGAUCGAUGAGGCACUUGACAUGGCAAAUGGUGCGUCGAGGGAGAUAUUCAAGGAGUCUAUGAUCAGUGUGGACCAUGAGCAUGUAGCCCUAUCUGACUCCCUCAAUGUUGAGCAAAGGGUCAACUAUGAUGAGAUUCUAGCCGUAGUUGACAGUGGCGAAGGAGGAAAGGAUGCAUACCUCAAUAAACUUAUAGACAACAUAUUUCUGAUGCUCGACGCUAACCUGGCUGACCCAAACUACAUCACGUUGAGAGCCAUUCUGUCCACACGGAACGAGUGUGUGGAUACGAUUAACAUGAAGAUGAUUGGUCAUCUCCAGUGGGACGAGAUGGAGUACUAUAGCUUUGAUCGUGCUAAAGAUGACCUCCACAACUACUACCCUCCCGAAUUCCUUAACUCUCUGACCCCAAACGGGCUACCUCCGUAUGUGCUAAAGCUCAAGGUUAACUAUCCUAUCAUACUGCUCAGAAACAUUGACCCCGCCAAUGGACUUUGCAACAGGACAAGGCUUAUCGUUUGGGGUUUCCAAAGAAACGCUAUUGAUGCAGAGAUCGUGCUCGGGAUGCAUGCUGGGAAGAGAGUUUUUCUGCCUCGGAUUCCCCUAUGCCCCUCUGAUGACGAGAUGUUUCCUUUUCAGUUCAAGCGAAAACAAUUUCCUGUCGGCUUAGCUUUGCCAUGA